AUGGAAGCUGCAGAGACCUCCACCAUCUCGUCGGGGUCCUCUUCUCCGACAUCUUCAUCUGAGACCGCUGCAGCGACAUUCCGCGUAGCGCGACUCAUGGCUCUGGCUGCAGAGGAAAUCGAGCAGAAGGCUCGCAUUGCCUCCUGGUGUGCUACAACUGAGAUCGUACUUGAGGUGCUGGCCUGGCUGGUGGUCCCCACGGCAGCUUGGUCCACGACUCCUUGGAUGAUCGUCUUGGUCUUCGCAACCAUGCUCCUGGCCAGCUCCCUCGAAGAAGGGAGCCGGGUGCUUCGGAAUCCGCUCCUCGCGCUCAUUCCCGGCUUUCAGGGUGCCUUCGCCCCAUCAGUGCCGUCAAGCCGAAGAUUUGCCCAGCUCUUGGCGCUCGUCCUGCGCCUCGCUCCGGUCCUGCUUUUCCUUUGGAUCCAGUCCUGGGAGCCCGUUUACUUCGCAGACGCCCGCGAUGGCGGUGACACGUGCGCAGCGCUUCCUGCAUGGCUGCAGACCCCCUGUGGGAACCGAAAAGUCUCCGCAUCCAGCUACAUCGCCUGUCAGAAGAGGCUUCCUUGGUACGCGAACAGCUGGUGCAACGCCCGAGCUGCUUUCGUCAUAGGUCAGGGUAAAAAACCUGCUGCCGCUGCUGCGGGCUCAGCUUUGUUGCUGACGCCUCCCUUGGCAUUGACCCUGCUCGCUGCUUGGAGGAUUGGCAGCUGCUGCUGCCCAAGGACGCAGCUGGAGCCGCCACAGGAUCCCGCUUGGCAGGACUCGGGCGAGCCCACCAAGCUGCAGAAGUUCAAGGUCAUGCAGGCCUUCGGUCUCUUUGUGGCCGACAUCGCCUCUGACUUCAGCUGCUUCAUCCAGUUCUUGACAGGGCACCACUACUGGUUUGCUGCCAUCGCCCUGGCGACAUUUUUAGGCUCCAUGCUUCAGCAGCAUGCGCUGGGCUUGAAAGGUCUGUACCACGAGUUCUGCGCAUCCCUCAAGGAAGGCCAGCUAAGUGACGGCUUUCUGGCUGCUGCGCGAACUGAGAAGUCCCUCGAAGCCCCUGCAGCGCUGCUUCUGCAGACGUACGCAUACCCUUUUGUGUCCAUGUCGAGCGAUUUCGCCGUCUACAGCUUUAGCUUCUCGAUCCUCCUGAGUGUGUACUCAGUCGCAGGUGCCGCAUAUGAGCUCCUUUAUGUAGGUAGCCUCAAGGAGCUGGAAAAGCAUGAGUACUCAGAGUUGCGAAACUUGGCAGCGACCUGA
Molecule: messenger RNA, 1242 nt
Organism: Symbiodinium natans
Lineage: Eukaryota; Dinophyceae; Suessiales; Symbiodiniaceae
Source: the annotation of a GenBank genome assembly